UUUCAGCGCCAGGGAUGAGUUCCGAAGAUUUCUUUGUGUGCAUUGAGUGGCGUUUUUUAAGCCUUGUUACCACAAAUCAGUGUAAUCUCGUGCGUUGAUUGAUCCAGCCCGCAUUCACUGCACUGCUUUUUGCUUCUACCUUGUCAGUUGUCAGUUGAAGAAUACGAUAAAAGCUCCAGCUCGUAUUGCAGUAGUGUUUCAAACUUCCAGUGUCAAUUGGUUUUUUUGCUGGGACUUGGGAGGAACCAUGGAAGGGUUGGAGGCCCUUAUCCCUGUUAUUAACAAGCUCCAAGAUGUUUUCAGCAAAGCCGGCAUUACCAACCUAGAGGCUAUUAACCUCCCGCAAAUCAUAGUGGUUGGAGCACAGAGCGCCGGAAAAAGCUCUGUAUUGGAAAGCUUGGUUGGUCGCGAUUUCCUGCCGCGCGGACAAGGAUUGGUUACCCGACUGCCCCUUGUAUUGCAGCUCAUCCACUGGGAUGACGACAGCAAAAGUCGCUACGGUGAACUAUUAAAGAAUAUCCCAGGCAGCAGCGGCAAGAAGGAAUUUGGUUUGUUUCUUCACGAUGAGAACAAAUUGUACACUAGCUUCGAUGACGUUCGGAAGGAAAUCAACGAUGAAACCGACCGGGUUAUGGGGAAAAACAAAGGCAUUGGAAGCAAACCCAUAAACUUGAGAAUAUUUUCGGAGUCGGUUGUUAAUCUGACACUGGUCGAUCUGCCUGGGCUGACAAAGAAUCCCGUUGGCGAUCAGCCUCGCGACAUAGAAGAUCAGAUCACUAAACUGAUUAUGACCUACAUCAAGAACCCCAAUUCUCUUAUUUUGGCGGUAACACCAGCCAAUGUGGACAUGGCCACGUCGGAAGCGCUGAAGCUGGCAAAAGCGGUCGAUCCGGAAGGAAAGCGCACACUUGCGGUAAUCACCAAACUGGAUUUGAUGGAUAAAGGAACCGAUGCACGGGACGUUCUGAGCGGCGGUGUUAUCCCGGUUAAACUGGGAAUCAUUGGUGUGGUCAAUCGUUCGCAGCAGGAUAUCAACACUAACAAAGCAAUUUUAAAUGCGCUCAAGGACGAAAAGACAUUCCUGAUGAAACAUUAUUCGGAACUUGCGCAUCAGCAUGGCACGAUUUUCCUGAGCCGAACUCUUAACAACUUGUUAAUGUCACACAUUCGGGAUCGUUUACCGGAUCUCAAGGAGCAAAUCAGCAAAUUGACUCUAGCACAUAAGAACAUAAUGGAGGAUUUGGGACAGCCUGUCACCGACAAGGAAGGCCAUCUUAUACGUUUGAUAACGGAAUUCGUUAAAGCGUACAGCUCCACAGUGGAUGGCACCAGUGUCGAAGUGGACGCCAACAAGUUGAAAGGCGGAGCCAUGAUCAGUGUCGAAAUAUUCCAGAAUAUUUUUCAAGAGCAUUUAUUUGCUGUUGAAGCCCUGGAUGGUUUGGAACUAAAGAAUAUAGUUUUGACGCUUCGUGGAGCAGCGGGAUUGUAUCCUCCGCUGACGGUGCCUGACAUGGCGUUUCGCACACUGGCCAAAGACCAGAUUGGCCACAUGCUGCAACCGUGCCUCGAAUGUGUUGACCUUGUUUACGAAGAAAUGCAGCGCAUUAUUCAGCGUUGCGGGAAAGAGAUCCAGCGAGAAUUCCAAAAAUAUCCCAAAUUUUGUGACAGCGUGCUUCGUGUUGUAAACGAGUUCAUCAAGCAGCAGGCCGAAUCAACCCGGGCAAUGGUCAAAUACCUGGUGGAUAUCGAAGUGUCUUAUAUCAAUACUAAACAUCCGGACUUCUGUGACGAAAUGGAAAGUUUACUGGAGGAACGCUCGGCAGCUCGAGCAGAGAAAAAUCACGACAAAUCCAGUACAGAUUCAAGCAACACCCAACGCAAUGGAGCCAAAAAGGCACCACUACCAGUGCAACCACCUGGUUACUUCAGUCCCCUGGUGCCUCCUUCUCGUGGGAAAAACGGCCGAAACAAGUCUAGUCGAUCAAUUUUCGGUUUGGGAGAUGGAACAGAGCGGGAAGCCAACUUUUUGACCGAGAUUGAAGAGUUUGAUCCCGGAAACAUUCCGCCGCGCGAAAUGGAAGAUGUCGAACUGAUGAAAACACUGGUGACAAAGUACUUCGCCAUUGUCCAGAAAACCAUAUUCGAUAUUGUGCCAAAAGCCAUUGUGCAUUCGCUUAUCGAAACCACGAAGGACGAGCUGAGCCGAAUUCUUCUGGCCAAGUUGUACGCACCCGGAAUUGCCGAUAAAUUUGAAGUUCUGAAUGAAGCAAAGCACAUCACGGAGCAGCGCAACAAUACCAUGGCAAUGUUGGAAGCACUGCAGCAAGCUAGCAAAAUUAUUAGCGAAGUUCGGGAUUUGUCAGCACACCGGAAUUUGAAAUAGUGUGUUUUUCCCGGUUACGUUGGAGUGUGAGGUUUGCAGCAUCGAGUACGGAUAACUGACACAGUAGAAUGGUUGAUAAUCCUUUGAGAAUACUUUACCGAAGUGAAUCAUUCUGAUUGAAUGGGAAAAUGUCAGAGUAUCGUAUGCUCGGUGCAUUUUAAUUAUGAUAAUCUGGAAUAAUAGUACAGUUUUCAUGCGUAUUCUAGUUUCUUUUUUUAGUGAAAAUAAAUUGUCUACAUGUAUGCCGUGUCUACACGAUCCCCGCUUGAAUGUCUUGUCUGUGGAUCUUUUGCCUUGGACGGCUACUCCAGAGCGUGGCGAUCAUAGUUUUGUUUUUAAUGUUUAUAUUGUGCUUGCAUAUUAGAGGUAUGAUUAUAAAUCAGAUGCGUGGUUUUGAUGGUUGGUGGCUUUUGCCGAAUGCCGAUUAAAUUUUGCGGUUUGAA
Molecule: messenger RNA, 2826 nt
Organism: Paramacrobiotus metropolitanus
Lineage: Eukaryota; Metazoa; Tardigrada; Eutardigrada; Parachela; Macrobiotidae
Product: dynamin-1-like protein
Exons: 15
Coding region: 248-2383 (711 amino acids)
Biological process (GO): mitochondrial fission
Cellular component (GO): mitochondrion; membrane; microtubule
Molecular function (GO): GTP binding; GTPase activity; microtubule binding
Source: RefSeq, a predicted model, not a curated record